AUGGAGACCGAGCUCGAUCGUCUACGGAAAGAGCUCGCUCUGCUCCGCCAAGAGGUCUAUCGGCGCGCCCAAGAAGAUCAGCACCGCGCCGACGAAGAACAGCAGUGCGUCGCUGCCCUCGCUGCCGCCGAACGCCACCGCUUGGAGGCUGCGCAAGAAGAGGAAGAACGUCACCGUCGGGAGGCCGAAGCCGACGCUCUCCUCGUCGCCAACCUCCAUGCACAGGCCGUCGCCGUCUCGAACAUUCGGGCCUUCGUUCCCGUUGUUCUUGAGGUCGGCUCCACGUCUUACUCGAAGUGGAGCGGUCUUCAUCUCAUCACCCUCGGCAAGUACGCGCUCACAGAUCAUGUCCUCUCCGACAACACCUACCCCGACGUCGCACCUUGGCUUCGCAUGGAUUGCGUCGUGGUCUCUUGGAUCUUUGGCACCAUCUCUGCCAAUCUUCUAGAGACUGUCAUGACCUCCAGCGACACCAACCGGCAGGCCACCAGCCGGGAAGUGUGGCUUGCCCUUGAAGCCAUGUUCGUUGGCAACAAGGAGACCCGCACCAUGAUCCUCGACACGGAGUUUCGCACUCUCGUCCAAGGUGAUCUCACCAUAUCCGAUUAUUGUCGCAAACUCAAAACAAUGGCAGAUCAGCUCGGCAGUCUCGGCGAACCCGUCCUCGACCGAACCCUUGUUCUGGCCACCUUGCGUGGUCUCAACGAGCGGUUCACUCACAUGGCGGCCCUCCUCAAGCGCCAAAAACCGUUCCCGACGUUCGACGACGUCCGCAACGACCUCCUCCUUGAGGAGAUCACGCUCGCCGACCGGAGCCAGUCGCCGUCGACGGCUCUCCUCUCUACUGGCUCCGGGUCGCGACCUUCCACCCCCGGCGCCCACGGCGGUGGCGCCCCGAGCCUCCCUGCUGGCAGCACCGGAGGCCACGGUGCUCCCAACAACAGCACCGGCAGUCUCCCCGGCGGCUCGGUCACCUCUGGCGGCAAUCGGCAGAACAACCGCCGUCACCGCUACAACCGCAACAAUGGCGGCGGCAACAGCGGCGGCAACGGCAAGCAACCUACCGCGCCGGGUGCACAGGGUGGGUGGCCGCCGUCCUGGUUCAACCCUUGGACGGGCACCGUCCAGGUUUGGCCCGGCACUCCUCGCCCUGGCGGCCUUGGUGGCCCUGGCAUUCGCCCUCCGUCACCGCAACAGGCGCCCUCCCAUGCCCUGACCGCCGGACCUGCUGGACACCCGCCCGGCUAUGGUGUCCCCUACGGCAUCAGCGCGCCAUAUGGUCUGGGUUAUGGGACCGGCGCCCCACUGCCAAGCUUGCCCGGCACGCCCAUGGUUCAGUACCCCCGUUGCGAACAGUGCUGGGGGCUAGGACCAGGCCGCGCUCGCGCACGCCUUCAGCACGGUGCAGCUGACGCCCCCGCCUUCGACAGAUUGGUACAUGGACUCCGGAGCCAGUAA
Phragmites australis (common reed) is the source of this 1458-nucleotide messenger RNA. RefSeq lists its product as uncharacterized. The record is from RefSeq and is a predicted model, not a curated record. Bases 1 to 1458 code for a protein of 485 amino acids. The transcript has a single exon. NCBI's taxonomy places the organism in Eukaryota, Viridiplantae, Streptophyta, Magnoliopsida, Poales, Poaceae.